UUUUAGCAAAUCUUAUGAUAUAGGGAAAAAGAAAACUAUACGCUAAGUUUUAAGAGUUAUAUUUUUGUUUCCUCCUUCACCGUUCACUGAUUUUUUAUUUAUCUCUUAGUCCUCCUUCUCUUAAUCUCCUCCUCCGCAUCGCCGCCGUGCUCUUCCCCAGCUCUUGCGGCGGAUAUGAUGAGCAUUGUCUCAAGUCAUCAUCACUGUCAACCAUCGGUUAUACACGAACGUUGCAGUAUAGGAACAAUUUCUAAGGUUUCUUGUUCGAGAUAUUGCGGUCCGUGUUUCUCUGGAAGACUUGCUUUCUCUCAUAGCCUUUGCUUGAAGACUACUACUUGUGGGAAAACUGCUAGGAGAAGGUUUUCAAGGAUUUGCAGUAUUGUGGAUGAUGAGAUGAAUCCAGAUAAUUCGGAUGACGAGGCAAAGGAAUCACUCGAUGAUAAAACUAAAAGGCAAGCGAAUGAUAUGAAUCGGGCAAAUCUUGAAAGAAUGGUUGGGUCAGAUGAUUCUGCAUUUAACGGCUUAGAUCUUGCAACCCUCAUCAGACAGAAGUAUGGAAAAUCUUAUGAUGUUCAACUCAUCAAGAAGGAGUUCAUGGGGCGGAAUCUUCUUGCAAUGAAUGUCAUGUGGAAGUACAGAGAACAGAGGUCUUUUCCUCUAACCGAAGAAGAAUAUAUUCUGAGACUUGACGAUGUAGCCAACAUGUUGAAAUGCUGGGGAGCAGUCUCCCAUAUCCGUAACAGCCUAGCAAAGUCGAAGGAGCGACCCCGGAUAGGGAAGGCUGUCAGCAUUUUCAUAGACAUGGAUUCGACAGGGGGACGAGCAAACGAAUGGAUUUACAAGUAAAAAUCGACCGGUUUACAGCUGCUAAACCAAGAAAGCAAAAGGUUUUGUCUCUAUGUUUAUCGUCAUCAAUUCAUUUUGAAGGCUUUUGGAAGGCUCUUCUGUGAUGGUGAUUUGCAGAAACAGAGGUUUUUGCUAUAUUUGAUGUCCAAAAUCAGGUAGUAUAUAUGUACAUGUGUAUUUAGUAGACACAAAUUUUUACAUGAACUCUCUUUGUAAAAUAUCUCCAUGUGUUGAAAUUGUAUCAUCUAUGUGAAUCUUCCUCGAUGGUUGUUAUGUGUAAAAGCAACCACAUGCUCAUUUUUUCUCAUUUGGGACCUUUGAGCCUGCUUUGUCCCAAAAAAAAAGAAAAAUAUAGCUUUGGGACCA
Messenger RNA from Arabidopsis lyrata subsp. lyrata, 1212 nucleotides. RefSeq lists its product as uncharacterized. The record is from RefSeq and is a predicted model, not a curated record. The transcript is spliced from 6 exons. The coding region runs from base 175 to 846 and encodes 223 amino acids. NCBI's taxonomy places the organism in Eukaryota, Viridiplantae, Streptophyta, Magnoliopsida, Brassicales, Brassicaceae.